Messenger RNA from Mugil cephalus (flathead mullet), 759 nucleotides. Its product is annotated as ladderlectin-like. Bases 74 to 553 code for a protein of 159 amino acids. Gene Ontology annotation, molecular function: signaling receptor activity. Lineage: Eukaryota; Metazoa; Chordata; Actinopteri; Mugiliformes; Mugilidae. The record is from RefSeq and is a predicted model, not a curated record. The transcript is spliced from 6 exons.
GGCUGUGUUCCCUCUUCUAAGACACCUGCUAUCAGCUACCGCUUCUGCAACUUCGUCUAAUCAACCAAACAAGAUGGCAUCGGGCCUUCAAUUCAUUGUGCUCCUCUGUUUGCUCGGUGGACUGUGGACUGCAGCAGACGCAGGUAUCUGCAGACCGACCUGCCCUAGUGGUUGGAGUCGGUUUGGGAGGCGCUGUUUCUUGUUCUAUAACGCCAGGGUCGAAUGGGCUGCGGCAGAGCGUUACUGCACUUACCACAGAGCAAACCUGGCCUCGGUCCAUUCCAGAAAUGAGUACGCCUUCCUCAGACGACUUGUUUACUACAGGACACGUUCAAAUACACCAUUUUGGGUUGGAGGCACUGAUUCACAAAGGAACGGUCUUUGGCUGUGGAGUGACGGUUCAAGGUUCACAAAGUUCAGAUUGUGGUCCAGGGGUGAGCCUAACAAUAGCGGAGGACGAGAGGGCUGUAUGAUGAUGAACUUCAGAGGACGCUUGGUCAACGACAUGAAUUGUAGGACAAAGGUGGCCUUUGUUUGUGCCAGAAGAGCCUAAAUCUAUCCUGACAUUUCAGACGUGAUGAUCACACAUUCCUACUGAUCAUGUCCCUUCCAGCAUAAUGUCAAGCCUCGAUGGCAUCAUUGUUGGAAGAUAUAUACACUAAUCAAAUCUCACAACUGUGGUUCACUUUCCCCUUUGUAUCCUCUCUGAUCUUAUCAUUUCGCUUCGAUCAAUAAACGAAGAUCUAUCCUGCAGAGCAA